AUGUCGACGACAACGACGACCACGGCGCCCAUCACGUCCAGCGCGUCCGACGACAUGUGCCCCGUGUGCAAGACGCUGCGCUACCUCAACAAGGACCUCGAGUUCCUCAUCAACCCAGAGUGCUACCACCCGAUGUGCAGCAACUGCGUCAACCGGCUCUUCGAGAACGGGCCCAACCAGUGCCCCUACGCCGGCUGCCACAAGACGCUGCGCCGCAAGGGCUUCCGCGCCGCCUACUUUGGCGACCUGAGCGUCGAGCGCGAGGUCGACAUCCGCCGGCGCGUCGCCGCCGUCUUCAACCAGGUCGAGGACGACUUUGAGACGCUCGAUGCGUACAACGAGUACCUGGAGAUGGUGGAGAACCUGACGUUUGAUCUCGUCAAUGGGAGCGAGUCCCAGCGCCGCAAAGCUGAGGCGCAGCUUGGAGCAUGGGAGGCCGAACACAAGGCGGAUAUCGAGCGGAACAGGCGGGCGGGCGAACGCCAGCGGGAGGCGACGCGCAAGCAGACCGCUGCAGAGAAUGAGGCUGCACGACAACGGCGCAUGGACAUUAUGAAACAAGAAGAGGAAGAACGGCGGCGGCAGGCACAGCAGCGCGAGGAAGACCUGGACAGCCUGACCAAGGCGCCAGAAGGCACAGCGAACCGUAUCAUCCUCAAGAAGCGAGGCCAGCACAGGAAGGAGGAGCUCGAGCGCAGCGAAGCAGCUGCCUUGCGUGCCGCGGCCGGACCCGGUGGCAAUCUGUCGAUUCGCGGCUUGAAAGAUAAGAAGAGGCCAGUGAUCACAGAUGAGCCCUACGAUCCCUUCGGCGGCGUUGACCUUGAGCCGUCGCGAUAUACGGUGCAAGACAGCUACAAGAACCCGUGGCUAGAAGAUGCGCGUAUUCGGAGCGACCAUACAGUCCCCGGAUAUAGCUUACAGGAGUACUACGCACGGGCUAUGCUGGAGGCCUUCUCUGGGUUGGGUGUGUUCAUUGAAGAUGAGAAGGAGACUGGGCUUGGAACGGAUGCGCGCAAUGUGUCGACCAUCGAGGCGUCAAUGGCGGCGACGGGGCUGGGUGUAAGCGCUGGUGCUAUGGAUGUCGACGAUUUCUAG
This is a messenger RNA of Phaeoacremonium minimum UCRPA7, 1095 nucleotides long. Its product is annotated as putative cdk-activating kinase assembly factor mat1 protein. Gene Ontology annotation, biological process: positive regulation of cyclin-dependent protein serine/threonine kinase activity; nucleotide-excision repair; regulation of transcription by RNA polymerase II. The transcript has a single exon. Gene Ontology annotation, cellular component: transcription factor TFIIH holo complex. The coding region runs from base 1 to 1095 and encodes 364 amino acids. Gene Ontology annotation, molecular function: cyclin-dependent protein serine/threonine kinase activator activity. NCBI's taxonomy places the organism in Eukaryota, Fungi, Ascomycota, Sordariomycetes, Togniniales, Togniniaceae. The record is from RefSeq and is a predicted model, not a curated record.